CCCCUUCUUCUCUUCCUCCCCGUCCUCCCCAUCCUCCACCAGGCGUCUCCCCCCGGGUCCGGCCUCCCCCUCCUCUGUGCUCUUCCACAGCCAUCGCCCUUGUGCCCCCACUGCCCGCCAGCUCCAGUCUGCUAUCACCAAAGCCAACAUGAGCGGCCGUGUCCAGAAACAGUCAAUGUCCGAGCUCAAGCUCCGCAGGCUCACAGAGCACAACCAGCGGCUCAAGGAGGACCUGGCGCGGCCACGGAUACGGGUCAGCGAGGCGAGCAGAAGCUUGAUCAACUACUGCAAAUCGACACCAGACCACCUCAUCCCGUCUGUAUGGGGACCCGUGAGCAAAGCUGACGACCCCUUCGGCCCUCCGCCAACGGGUUGCCAGUGUGUCGUCAUGUAAGGCCAAACGCCAUGCAUCACACCCUCGCCCGUCACCCUCCCUGCAUCGCAAGCAUCUCCCAAAGUUGCCAGUGCCCGGACAGGCCCCGAGAUAGCCGCCUCUUCCGCUCACAAUCGGAGGUGCGAGCGGCGCGCGGGGCGGUGCGCGGACGCAGCAUGGUGUAAAAGGGGUUCGCGCCCAUGCCUGCCCUCGUACUGUCUCGCCGCCGUCGCUCGCUUCGCACGCCAAACCGUUCCACCCCCAGUGCCCUCCAUCCCCUUUCCUCCUUCCGAUUCUUCUUUUCAUACAAGAUACGCGCCGACCGUCACUGUUUAUCGUCCUAUCUAGCGUACACCCCGCCGCUCCUUUUCCCAGAAUUGCAAGCCCUGCACGCUACUUCAGCACACAUUCUUACAUGGCACACAUAGUAUAUACCUCGCAUCGGAAUACCUUUCCCCGCCCUUCCCCUUUGCCUUUUUUCCCUCUCUCCGCCAUCAUCCGAUCCUCCACCAGCCCCCUCGCGCACCGCACCGCACCUGAAAUAUUAUCGCUUCGCGUUCCACCGGUACCGUCUUCUCGCGCCGAAUCCGAGCCCGCUUAUGGCCGUCCUUCUCUCUUCCGUCUGCGUCCGGAUACUCGGGGCUCCGAGAGUCCCUGGCCAGCCCUCUCUAUGACAUAUUUAGUGCAGACCCCGUAGCCGUACUCGU
Trametes versicolor FP-101664 SS1 is the source of this 1080-nucleotide messenger RNA. Its product is annotated as G-protein gamma subunit. The coding region runs from base 149 to 394 and encodes 81 amino acids. Gene Ontology annotation, cellular component: heterotrimeric G-protein complex. The transcript has 3 exons. The record is from RefSeq and is a predicted model, not a curated record. Lineage: Eukaryota; Fungi; Basidiomycota; Agaricomycetes; Polyporales; Polyporaceae. Gene Ontology annotation, biological process: G protein-coupled receptor signaling pathway. Gene Ontology annotation, molecular function: G-protein beta-subunit binding.